AUGGCGGCCGAUCAAGAACAAUUUUACCAAAUAUUGACAACACUUUUAUCCACCGAUAAUAAUAUUAGAACACAAGCUGAAGAAGCUUAUUCAAACCUACCUAUCGAAAGUAAAGUUAGUUACUUAUUGGGAGCUAUUCACAAUGCCACCUUGGCUGAAGAUGCAAGACAAAUAUCAGCAGUUCUGCUUCGAAGGGUCUUCUCAAAUGAAUUUAUGGAUUUCUAUCCAAAGUUACCGCCAGAAAGCCAGGUUCAGCUAAAAGAACAAGUCCUACUAGCUGUACAGCAAGCACAAACGGAUCAGCUACGUCACAAAGUUUGUGAAGUUGUAGCAGAAGUAGCUAGGAAUUUAAUAGAUGAUGAUGGAAAUAACCAGUGGCCUGAAUUUUUGCAAUUCCUAUUCCAUUGUGCCAAUGAUACGAAUCCAGUUCUCAAGGAAGCCGCCCUAGCUAUGUUCACUAGCGUUCCGGGCGUGUUCGGAAACCAACAAAACAACUAUCUCGAUCUAAUCAAACAAAUGCUGAUACAAAGUUUACAGGCGACCGAAGGGUACGAGGUUCGAGUCCAGGCCGUCAGAGCGGUGGGCGCUUUCAUACUGAUCAACGACAAAGAAACGCAGAUCCUAAAACAUUUCGCUGACCUACUGGGACCUAUGCUGAUGGUUAUUGCCGAAAGUAUUCAACAUCAAGAUGAUGACACUUUAUUAAAGGUCUUGAUAGAUUUGGCUGAAAAUACCCCAAAAUACCUAAGACCGCAGCUGCUAAAUAUUUACGAAAUGUGCAUGAAAGUAUUCAGCGAUACCGGUUCUUUGGACAGCUGGAGAGCUUUGGCAUUAGAAGUAAUGGUAACGCUGGCGGAGACCGUUCCAGCCAUGGUGAGGAAGAACGCCAGGAAAUACAUGGAGGAUCUGGUCCCUCUAAUUUUACAAUUUAUGGCCGACUUGGAGGAGGAAGAGAACUGGGCUGCAUCCGACGAACUGUUGGACGAAGAUAACGACUGUAACAAUGUAGUAGCUGAAGCAGCUUUAGAUCGUUUGGCAUGUGGAUUGGGUGGAAAAGUCAUUCUUCCAUUGGUAACUGUGAACAUCCCAAGAAUGUUGGGAAAUCCUGAUUGGAAACAACGCCAUGCCGCCUUGAUGGCGAUCAGUGCAAUAGGAGAAGGAUGUCAUAAGCAUAUGGAAUCUAUGUUACAACAAAUUAUGGACGGUGUGCCUGGAGUAAUGGAGGGCGUUUUGCGUUAUUUGCAAGAUCCGCAUCCAAGGGUACGUUACGCAGCUUGUAACGCCAUUGGCCAAAUGUCUACUGAUUUUGCACCCCUUUUCGAAAAGAAAUUUCACGAUCGCGUAGUUCCAGGCUUACUAAUGUUAUUAGACGAUAACGCCAACCCAAGGGUACAAGCUCAUGCUGGUGCCGCCUUGGUCAAUUUUGCUGAGGACUGUCCAAAAUACAUCUUGAGCCAAUACCUAGAACCUCUAAUGGCCAAACUGGAAGGAAUCCUCACUAUCAAAGUGAAGGAGUUGAUAGAAAAGGGCACCAAAUUAGUUCUAGAACAAGUAGUAACGACCAUUGCCAGUGUAGCAGACACUGCGGAAAACGAAUUUAUCACAUACUACGAUCGGUUGAUGCCUUGUCUAAAAUAUAUCAUUGAAAACGCUAAUAAAGAAGAAUAUAAAUUGCUUAGAGGUAAAGCUAUAGAAUGUGUUACUUUAAUUGGUAUAGCGGUGGGUCCAGAAAAAUUCAGUGCUGAUGCAACUCAAGUGAUGGACAUGCUACUCAAAACGUAUGGUAAUGGAUUUGAAUUACCCGAUGACGAUCCUCAAACUAGUUAUUUAAUAUCUGCCUGGUCUAGAAUCUGUAAAGUUCUUGGUAAAAAUUUCGAACCAUACUUACCAUUGGUGAUGGGCCCGGUUAUGAGAACGGCAGCAAUGAAACCUGACGUUGCGUUGUUGGACAGCGACGAAAUGGCUGGCAUGGAAGGUCAGGAAGACGACUGGCAAUUCGUUUCGCUUGGCGAACAGAAGAACUUUGGAAUACGUACAGCUGGCUUAGAAGACAAAGCGGCAGCGUGUAUGAUGUUGGUCUGCUACGCGCGAGAACUGAAGGACGGCUUCGCCCCCUACGUCGAAGAGACCGUCACACUGAUGGUGCCCAUGCUCAAGUUCUACUUCCACGACGGCGUGCGCAACGCCGCCUCCGAGUCGCUGCCUUGGCUGUUGGAGUGCGCCAUCUGCAAGGGGCCCGCCCUCGUCAACGAAAUGUGGCGUUACAUCUGCCCCGAGCUGCUCAGAGCCAUCGACACGGAACCGGAGAGCGAGGUGCUGCUCAUCAUGUUGGAUUCGUUGGCCAGGUGUAUCCAGAAACUGGGUUCGUCCUACUUGAACCAGGAAUACAUGACGGAAAUAUUGAGGAUUAUUGACAAACUUAUGACGGAACAUUUCGACAGGGCUAACGAUAGGCACAAGAAGCAUUUGGAUGAAGACUAUGAUGAGGAGGUGCAAGAACAACUAGAAGACGAAGAAUCAGAUGACAUUUACGUUCUAACCAAAAUAGCUGACGUCGUACACUCGUUAUUUGAGGUGUAUCGCGAGAACUUUAUACCCUUCUUCGACCAGAUCAUGAACCAUUUCGUCAACCUCCUCGCGCCGAACCGAAGCUGGGCCGACCGACAGUGGGGCAUUUGCGUCUUCGACGACGUCAUCGAGUUCACCGGCCCCGCCUGCUCCAAGUACCAGGCCUGCUUCCUGGAACCGCUCGCUGUUUACGUCAGAGAUAAGAGCUGCGACGUGCGACAAGCGGCCGCCUACGGUUGGGGCGUGUUGGCACAGUUCGGAGGGGAUCAAUUUGCAGGGGAAUUGGCCAAAAUAGUACCGUCACUUGUCGAGGUCAUCAGCGAUCCGGAAGCGAAAGAUAGCAAAAAUAUCAACGCGACAGAGAACGCGAUAUCGGCCGUCACGAAAAUCAUGAAGUACAACAGUUCACAAAUCAAUCUCAACGAGCUGAUACCCAUUUGGUUCUCGUGGUUGCCCGUGUUGGAGGACUCGGACGAGGCAGUGCACGUGUACGGCUAUAUGUGCGAUCUUAUAGAGCAAAAUAAUCAGGCGGUUAUUGGACCAAAUAAUGCAUUUAUACCGAAAAUAAUACACAUCAUAGCCGAAGCGUUUCACAGAGACGCCAUCGAACCAAGUUCGCCCGAAGGAUCAAGAAUGCUAAACAUCGUCAGACAAGUUCAAUCGAACGAAACCUUUUUCCAAUCAGUGGUGGAAACCCUCUCGCCCGACCUACGGCAAGCUCUCCACGUAGCUUUGCAUACCCCCUCAUCUUAGUGAAUAAAUAUCAUUUUAUUGUGUUUUAUCCGCAAAAUUAAAGGUUAUAAAUAGCUAUAUUAUUUUUAUAUCAUGUUAUUUUUAUGUUCGUGGAUUUAACAUCCUCCUUCAGUGUAAGGUAAAGUAAGAUUACCUUUCUAAGGUUUAUAUUUGUUAAGUAACUGUACAUAGAUUUAUGCUACUCUAGAUUGCAUGUGAUAUUUAAAUUUCAUCUUAACUCGACGAAUAUAUUUUUGUCUAGGUAAAUUCUUUGUUAAUGUUUUAACUGAAAUCUAUUCAAUAUGACGAGAUAUGAAAAAAUAAAAUUUCCUUUAUA
Molecule: messenger RNA, 3637 nt
Organism: Sitophilus oryzae (rice weevil)
Lineage: Eukaryota; Metazoa; Arthropoda; Insecta; Coleoptera; Curculionidae
Gene: Karybeta3
Product: importin-5
Exons: 12
Coding region: 1-3321 (1106 amino acids)
Biological process (GO): protein import into nucleus
Cellular component (GO): cytoplasm; nucleus
Molecular function (GO): nuclear import signal receptor activity
Source: RefSeq, a predicted model, not a curated record